AUGCAGGACAACGCGGGCGAGAGUGAAAGCAAAGGUCCCUCGAUACCAGCAAGCAUUACCAUCGACGGCGUCAUCGUAUGCUGCACCGGUAUCUCGAAACGAUCUAAAAACGAAAAGGAUGUGCUGGCUCCAAUAUCGACUGCAAUGCAGAAUGCGCCGGACAUGGCACAGUUCGUCACUGGACAUGCGCCCGAUGGCGAAGAGAUGUACUUCGGUGACCUGCAUAGUCUCCUUGCCAACGGCUCAGAGCCAGAAGAUACCUUUGCCGGCAGGAGCCAUGGGACCCGCAUGGCUCUAGUCAAUCAGUUCCUCGUUACAGACCAGAAUAGGGACCUCGCCCGUAACAUGGCCGAAUCGUACUACUGGGAGACUAUUCAGCAACGUGUGAAAGCACUCAUGCAUUCUUGGUCCGACAACAGAGGUACUUGUGACAGCCAUGUCCUCCAACAGUUCAUGACAGCAGCUGUGAUCGUCGUGGAAAGAGCAGACGGCAUUAGCGAGCAGACAAAGGCGGAGUACAGAUACCUAUGGACAGCACUCCGCCAGCUCCAGGAACGGAACCGCCCAAUCGGUUCGGCACCAUAUCACCAUCGUGAUCACUUGAAUCGGAACCGAUCGCAAUGUCAAGACACAUGUGAUACGCCAAGAGUUGUCAUGCGGUCCAAGCUUCUGGUCUAUUAUUUAACUUGCCUCCUGCCCUUCAAAAAUUUCUUCCAACUUUCCUCAACAUCACUGUUCACCACUUCACCGACAAGCUGCCUCGCCACGGCGCCGUCAACCACACCGAAUACGGCCACGAAGCAAGACGUCGACGAUGAUGUGGAGUACAGGCAGGGAGUGGACACGUUCAAAAUACAGAUGCGGGAGUUCAUAGAGCUGCUGAAGGCCGAGAACGAGACAAUCGCCGUCUCUUUCACUUCGGUUGAAGUAUACGAGGACGACGGCCAGAAGACGACGAUUGUGAAGUCACAUAUUGAGAACGAGGUCGCCCGCACCGGCAAGACGGAGCUGCCGUCCUGUGAGGACAUCCGAUCUAUCUUCAAAGGCCUCUUCGGUACGACGUCAACUGGGGUGCUUCGUCAUGCUUCGAUUGCUGAGUUCGAACUCAUUCUUCACGUCUUCGAAACAAAGGCGAAGAAGUACAGGGAAAUAAUCAACAUCCAAGGUGAAUGUGGACUGGAAGGCGAGGAUGGCGAACUGGCCCAAGCAGCACAGACGAUGGAUGCCGACAUCCUCAAGUACGGGAACCGCCUCACCGAGUUGAAGUUCAUCAUGCGUUUAACACGCCAGGGUUUGACAGGCAUGACCGGCACGGAUGAAGCCCCGAGCUACGUGGUGCAUCGCAUGCCAGAAGCAACCAGCUCGGCGGAUUUGGUCGACAAGAACGGCACCCAGAAGUCCGACAGCGAGACGACCUCACCAACGUCAAACCAGGCGAUGCCACGAAUGCCUCCACGAUCGCUAAAGAGACGGUUCUGA
Molecule: messenger RNA, 1479 nt
Organism: Saxophila tyrrhenica
Lineage: Eukaryota; Fungi; Ascomycota; Dothideomycetes; Mycosphaerellales; Extremaceae
Exons: 3
Coding region: 1-1479 (492 amino acids)
Source: RefSeq, a predicted model, not a curated record